Molecule: messenger RNA, 1479 nt
Organism: Papaver somniferum (opium poppy)
Lineage: Eukaryota; Viridiplantae; Streptophyta; Magnoliopsida; Ranunculales; Papaveraceae
Exons: 3
Coding region: 897-1388 (163 amino acids)
Source: RefSeq, a predicted model, not a curated record
UCUAUCUGUCUCUCUAAGUUUGAAGAAACCAGAAAAACAAGAGUCUGAGUGAUUGAAAUCGAUGAUUUGUUCUUCGUAUUGGUAGAUAAGCUUUGUUUCUGUAACCGUGAAGAUGAAGAGCAAAAAUGAGAAGCCGAAGUCCUUAAAGCCGGGAUAUGUUUUAUUAUCCAUACAUGAACAUUAGUGUGUAUGUUCACAUGAGUAAGUUGAGAGUGGAUUUCCGUCACAUUGACAGAGAAGAAAUAGAUUUGAAGAAGUUUGGGAAAAUGGUGCAUGUUAGGUUGGAUCUGGAAAAGGAAGAAAUAGAGAACUUGUAUUACACGGCUGAUGAUCCAUGUUCCCCUGAAUCUUUCUUAACAAAUGAUGACUUCUUUAAGUUCUGGGAUACUUCUGUAUCUGAUGAAGCUGAUUUUAUACAUCUUCAGCUGUCCAUAACUAAUUCUGAAUUUGGAGAUGAUGAUUUCUUGAAUGCUGCAAUGUAGCUUCCAGUGAUAACAAAUGAUGAGACAACAAAGAAGACUUGGAAGACAAAUAAGAAGCCUGUUUCAAAGGAAAAGAUUAAGCCACCUAGGAGAUCACCAAGGUUAAAUACAGCUUCUGAAGUGCAGAACUUUGAUCAACAAGGAGGAGCAUCUAGGAAAUUAUGUUUUGUGGAUUUAUUGAAUGAAGUGCAGAGUAUUUCAUGUUUGAGUUAAGCAAGUAGAGUUGGAACUAAUACAACACAGAGUAGCAGUCAACCAUGUCAAGAGAAGUUUGAUCAACCAAGUCAAGAGAGUAUGUCAUGUUUGAGUCAAGCAAAUAGAGUUGGAACUAAUACAACACAGGAGAAGUUUGAUCAACCAAGUCAAGAGAGCUUUAACCAUGAUUACUGGUUUAAUGUAACAUAAGGAAGCACUAUGUACAAUGAUGAGAAUCAAUCUGAAGAUGAGGAAAAUGUGCAUCUAGAGAACACUGAGUUAGAUGGGUGUAACCCAGUUGAAGAUCCAGAUGCCCCUUUAAUAUUUGAUAGUGAUGAAGAUGAUGAGAAGGAUUAUGCUGAAUAUUUAAAGACAUAUAAAGUUCUAGCUCACAAUGAGGAAUCAAUUAGCAGUGAAGAUGGUAGUGGUCUUAAAGCUGAAGAUAAAGAUGAUGGUGGCCCUGAAGUGGUGAUUAAUAAAGUUAGUGUCAAACCUGAUUGGUACAACAAAUACCAACCAGAUAUCAACAACAUUGCUGAGGAAGAUGAUCCAAAUGUAUUCCCUGAAGAAGAUGUAAUACCACCAGUGGACCCUAUUAAGAUGUUGGUACAGUAUGCCUUUCAUAACAAGCAACAUUUCAAAAAGCAUCUUAAAAAGUUUUGUGUCAUUCAUAAUUGGCAGUUCAAAUGUAAAAAAAGUUGUUCUAUGUAAGUUAGGGCUCUGUGUAAUUUUAAGGAUGAAUAUGACUGUAAAUAGUUUGUUUAUGCUAGUAAAGUAAAAAAUGAGUCAACUUUUGUUGUGA